UCGAUAUCCAAUGAUCCUUCCACGCUCCCUACCUCAGGGCCGUCCGCCAUGAUCGGUCAACCGCCUGCAAAUCUUCGAGACUAUUAUAUCGUCAAGGGCCUGUUCCGCAUGGUCACUCUCAACGAUGCGAAUCCUAUGAUGGGUUAUUUCCUGGCUGUUAAGCCUCCAUCCGGAUAUGUGCACGAAAGCCGAGCGCCUGGCAUUCUUGUCGGUAUGCUAGUUGUGAUUACAGCCAUUGUGUUACCGACAGCCACAAGACUGAUAUUGAGGCUGAGGCAGAACAAGAUGAAAUUCGACGAGGAUGACUGGGCUAUUCUAGCGGCAGUGUUUCUUGCAGUGGUUUUUCCUACACUACAGAUCGUCAGUCUUUUCAAGGGCGGCGGUGGUCAACAUACCUGGGAGAUAACGUACGAAGUAAUGGAGUACGGAAACAUGACCGGCUAUAUCUGCAAGAUCACGUUCUACCAGGCCGUCAGCGUCAUCAAGCUAUCCAUCGCACUCUUCGUCCGUCGACUGGCGGACCCCUUGUUGCUAAAGUGGCGAUGGUUCUGCGAUGUUUUCAUCGGGAGUGUCGUAGCCUACAUGCUCGUAGCGCUAUUCUGGACCAUCUUCGCCUGCGAUACGCCCCGAGCGCAAUGGUCUCUCUACGAGCGUGGACGUUUAGAUUCUCCCCCGCAUUGUUUGAACACAAAGCUGCAAUCGCAGGUCCUUGGCGGUAUUCAUCUUGCGCAGGGCAUAAUGCUGGCGUCGGCGCCAAUCUUCAUCCUGUGGAAAGUUCGCAUGAAUCGUGCGAAGAAGAUGCGUCUCUACAUUUACUGGAUCACAGGCGGUAUCACCAUCCUGGGUGGACUCCUGCGGACGAUUCGGCCAGGAGGGUACAAAGACGUGACGUGGGAGUUCGUCGAGGUUCUAGGCUGGACAUGUCUUGAUCUCGUGUUGGGCAUCAUCACCGCAUCACUGCCCAUACUCGACGGCAUGUUUUCGGAUUGGUGGAACAAG
This is a messenger RNA of Dothidotthia symphoricarpi CBS 119687, 999 nucleotides long. RefSeq lists its product as uncharacterized. Lineage: Eukaryota; Fungi; Ascomycota; Dothideomycetes; Pleosporales; Dothidotthiaceae. The annotation marks the transcript as partial. The record is from RefSeq and is a predicted model, not a curated record. The transcript has 2 exons.